Messenger RNA from Camponotus floridanus (Florida carpenter ant), 1022 nucleotides. Its product is annotated as eukaryotic translation initiation factor 4E type 3. Gene Ontology annotation, molecular function: translation initiation factor activity; RNA 7-methylguanosine cap binding. Gene Ontology annotation, biological process: translational initiation. The transcript is spliced from 6 exons. Gene Ontology annotation, cellular component: eukaryotic translation initiation factor 4F complex. Lineage: Eukaryota; Metazoa; Arthropoda; Insecta; Hymenoptera; Formicidae. The record is from RefSeq and is a predicted model, not a curated record. The coding region runs from base 54 to 695 and encodes 213 amino acids.
GCGGCGAUCACAUGAUUUUGACGUUAUAGCGCGGCUGCAUCGUCGUUUCAAACAUGGCCGCGGCGGAGUGCGAAACGAAGGAGAGUACUUCUCUUUCGGCGGACCUGUUGAAGACACCGGUCUUAUCCGAUGAGACCGUCAGCACGAUCGAGAGACAGGAGGGCUCUGGCCUUCCCUUGCAGACUCCAUGGACCUUCUGGCUCGACAAAGCUAUCCCUGGCACAACCGCUGAAGAAUACAAAGCCAACCUGCAGAAAAUAUAUACUGUAAAUACUGUGCAAAACUUCUGGGCAGUCUUCAAUAAUAUACCAAAUGCUGGAGAUAUGCAGGUUAGAUACAGUUACCACUUAAUGAGAGAUGAGAGAUAUCCUUUAUGGGAAGAUAAACUGAAUCAAAAGGGUGGGACCUGGAGAAUAAAAUGCCAUAAAUGCGAUACUGAACGUGUCUGGAAAGAAGUGGUGCUUGCGGCUAUUGGAGAACAGUUUACUACGCAUGUAGCACAAGAUGAUGAAGUUUGUGGAGUGACUGUGUCCAUUCGCGAUAGGGAAGAUCUUAUUCAAAUUUGGAACAUUAAUGCUGCUUUCCAAUCAAAAGCUACAGUUCUAAAAAAGGUUCACUCCCUAUUGCCUGACGUAAAUUUCUUGGGAGAAUUUUACAAAGAGCAUCAGUCCAAUCAUGCUUAUGGAAGACGUUAAAUAUAAAGUGAUAUUGUGAUGAAAGAAAAUUAUGAAUUGUUAAAUGUAUUUAAAAGAUUUUGACAAUAAUGAAAAUGUUUAUGUGUGAUGUAUAAAUAAUAUUCGUAUUAUUGCGCUAAUACGGAAAAGGUUUCUUUUAGAAAAAAAUAAUUGAGACAUGAUGUAUGAACAUGUUAAAGAAUGAACUGUCAUUAUAUAUUUUAAAAGUUUGUUACUUGUGACUUGUUUAAUACGCAUUAUUCACAAUGCGUUAUUUACACUGAAUUCGAUACAUUUUAGAAGCGAAUAGCUAUUAUAAGCGUUUUACAAACAAAAUAUAUUUUUAUA